This is a messenger RNA of Fomitopsis serialis, 1234 nucleotides long. Its product is annotated as proline iminopeptidase. Gene Ontology annotation, biological process: proteolysis. Gene Ontology annotation, molecular function: peptidase activity. NCBI's taxonomy places the organism in Eukaryota, Fungi, Basidiomycota, Agaricomycetes, Polyporales, Fomitopsidaceae. The transcript has 3 exons. Bases 260 to 1180 code for a protein of 306 amino acids. The record is from RefSeq and is a predicted model, not a curated record.
UGGGUCCGUGAUGCCGUCCUUGUCAGAGUGCGCUGCGAUUAUGUUUCAUGGCGUCGCCAACCCUCUGUAGUGAUGAACCCAGUCCCAAGUCACCAAGCUACCGAUGCCGAGCCUUAAGCUUACACCGUCACACAGGCGGUGACUCAGCGCGCGUUGUUGAUCUCGGGGCUACUUUAUCAAUGGGCAUCGCUGGAGUAUCGACUAUUCCCUUCCAUCGCCAUCGUCCCUAGUAGCCUAGCCCGCACAUCCUCAUUCCGUCAUGUCAAUCACCACAGAAGGUUUUGCGCCCCUCGACGUACUUGGCGCAGGCAAGCCCUGUCAGACGUACUACAAAGUAUUGGGCCAACUCACCUCGGACAAGGCCCCUAUCAUCGUGCUGAACGGCGGGCCUGGCUCGUCGCAUGGGUACUUGCUCUCCCUCGCCGACCUCGCUUUGCCGUUACAUGGCGGCGCCCCCGUCGUGUUCUACGACCAAGUCGGAGGUGGCCGUUCGACGCACCUGCCCGAAAAGAACGGUGACACCGCAUUCUGGACCGUGCAGCUGUUCGUGGACGAGUUCCAUAAUCUGCUGAAGCACCUCGGUGUGGAGACCUACGAUAUUGUGGGGCAUUCUUGGGGUGCAAUGCUGGGCAUGGAGAUCGCGGUCAGGCAGCCGAAAGGACUGAGGAAGCUGGUGCUGUCAUCGGGGCCGACAGCUAUCUCACUCUGGGCGGAAAACACCCGAAAGUUAUUGAAAACCCUUCCACAGGAUGUGCAGGACACGAUCGUCAAGCACGAAAGCGAUGGCACCUUCGAUUCUCCCGAGUAUCAAGCGGCGAUUGGACAUUACAACAAGCAGUUCACUCUGAGACUCGAUCCCUGGCCUGAAGAGGUGCAGAAGUGUUUCGCUGAGAUGGACGAAGAUCCUAGCGUAUACCUCACCAUGCAGGGGCCUUCGGAGUUCACUAUCACGGGCUCGAUCAAGACUUGGGACAUCCGUCCAGAGCUACACAAAAUCUCCGUGCCUGUCCUGCUGACGAACGGUGCAUUUGAUGGCGCCUCGGAUGCCGCCAUUGCGCCCGUCUUUCAGGCAGUAGCAAAGGCUAAAUGGGUUACGUUUGCGCGGAGCUCGCACAUGGCGCACUGGGAGGAACGGGAGAAGUACAUGCAGCUUGUCGGCGACUUCUUGCAGGCGCUGUAAUCGGUAGGAAGGGAGUGCCGUAUUUUGCAACUUCUGAAUAGAACCUGCGUUGGA